CCCAGAGGAAAAAAGUUGUUUACGUAGAAUCUUGGUUAGCCAAUCACGGCUUACGUUCUUCAGUAAUCAAGGAGAAGUUUUCAAGAUGGGGCUGGAAAGUACUAUGGUCUGUGUGGAUAACAGUGAAUACAUGAGGAAUGGAGACUUUCUGCCUACGAGACUACAAGCACAACAGGAUGCGGUCAACAUUGUGUGCCACUCCAAGACCCGCAGCAACCCAGAGAAUAACGUGGGACUCAUCACAAUGGCCAACAAUUGUGAAGUGCUGACCACUCUCACCCCAGACACGGGCCGCAUCCUCUCCAAGCUGCACGCCGUCCAGCCCAGAGGCAACAUCUGCUUUAGCACUGGCAUCAGAGUUGCCCAUCUGGCCCUGAAACACAGACAGGGGAAGAACCACAAGAUGAGGAUCAUCGCCUUCGUGGGCAGCCCCAUCGAGGACUCUGAAAAAGAUCUUAUCAAACUGGCGAAGCGUCUGAAGAAGGAGAAGGUGAAUGUGGAUGUGGUGAAUUUUGGUGAGGAGGAGGUGAACACGGAGAAGCUGACAGCGUUUGUCAACACCCUGAAUGGCAAGGAGGGCACGGGCUCGCACCUGGUGACGGUGCCCCCGGGCCCUAGCCUGGCCGACGCCCUGCUCUCCUCCCCCAUCCUGGCCGGCGAGGGGGGCACCAUGAUGGGCCUGGGCGCCAGCGACUUCGAGUUCGGCGUCGACCCUAGCGCAGACCCCGAGCUAGCCCUGGCCCUGCGUGUGUCCAUGGAGGAGCAGAGGCAGCGGCAGGAGGAGGAGGCUCGCAGGGUGACGGCGGUGUCCGCAGCAGAGGCCGGCAUGCCCAGCUCCACCCCCGCCGCAGACGAGUCGGAGGAUGCGUUGCUGAAGAUGUCGCAGCCUGAGUCAGGUGUGGCUGCAAUGCCAGACUUCAACAGCAUGACUGAGGAGGAGCAGAUUGCCUACGCCAUGCAGAUGAGUCUAGCCGGGGGAGUGGAGUUUGGAGAGUCGGCGAUGGACACAAGUGCUCCAAUGGACACCACGGAGGCCACUAAGGAGGAGGAGGACUAUGACGUGAUGCAGGACCCCGAGUUCCUCCAGAGCGUGCUGGAGAGCCUGCCCGGUGUGGAUCCCAACAACGAGGCCAUCCGCAAUGCCAUGGGCUCCCUGUCCUCGCAGACCGGCCCCAAACCGCCAGAGGGCAAGAAGGACGAGAAGAAGAAAUGAGACACUCACUCACUCUCACACUUUCACUCACGUGCGUGCACACACACACACACACACACACACACACACACACACACACACACACACACACACACACACACAGGGCUGACGUAAUGGAGGAAUAAAGCAGUUGACUCACAGACUGAGAUGCCAGACGGGACGGGACGGAAUGGAAUGGGAGGAGACGAGGCGAGAUGGGUGAAAAGAAGUGUGUGUAUGCAGACUACACCACCACUCCCCUCAACUGAAUGCAGCAAUGGACAGAUCAGUAUCAAUAAAUAGACUUACAGACGGAUGGACAAGAAACUACAUUUAAAAAGGACUUAUGGGGGGUGUGACUGUGUGGUAACAUAGCAUAAUAAAUGCAUAAUAAAAAAAAGUUUUAAUAUAAAAAAAAAUAAAAAUUUUCAUUCUUCCUUUUUUCUCUCUUGCUACAAAACUGAUGCAUUUGAUAUGCCUGAAAUGUAGUGUAGGCCCAAACUGUUCGCUUUUUUUUUCUUUCCUUUUACAAAUAAAGUGGUGAUGGACAGAAGUUU
Molecule: messenger RNA, 1749 nt
Organism: Engraulis encrasicolus (European anchovy)
Lineage: Eukaryota; Metazoa; Chordata; Actinopteri; Clupeiformes; Engraulidae
Product: 26S proteasome non-ATPase regulatory subunit 4-like
Exons: 10
Coding region: 86-1213 (375 amino acids)
Biological process (GO): proteasome-mediated ubiquitin-dependent protein catabolic process
Cellular component (GO): cytosol; proteasome regulatory particle, base subcomplex; nucleus
Molecular function (GO): polyubiquitin modification-dependent protein binding
Source: RefSeq, a predicted model, not a curated record